AUGAAUUCGAAUGAAAAUGAUACAAGAAAAAUCAGAGAUAUUAUGAAUGCAGCUCAAAUACAUCUAGUUGUAGCAACACUACUAGUAACAGUCACCUUUGCAGCCGGUUUCACACUACCAGGAGGUUUUGAGAGUGAUCACGAUAGCCCUCAUAAAGGGAUGGCGAUUCUAGUGAAGAAACCAGCAUUUUGUGCAUUCGUUGUCACAGAUGCCAUUGCCUUUGUAUGCUCCGCGGGGGCUGUGUUUAGCUACUUUGUCAUGGCAGCUAAUCACCGUCCCACGACCAAAGAAGAGCUGAGAGUUCUGGUGAACAUUUACAGGGUUGCAACAAUUUUGCAGUUCCUAUCAAUGUCAGCUGUUGUUAUUGCAUUUGUAACUGGUUUGUAUGCCACAUUGUCACAUUCAGUUAGUCUAGCUACUUCUGUUUGUGCCAUUGGUUGCCUCUCUUUCAUUAUUUAUGUGUUGGUUUUUCAUCUUAUUUACAAAGGAUUGACCGGAGAAACAACAAAUCAGUAGUGGCGGGGCCAGAAAUUUUACU
This is a messenger RNA of Solanum verrucosum, 538 nucleotides long. RefSeq names its product protein ACCELERATED CELL DEATH 6-like. The record is from RefSeq and is a predicted model, not a curated record. The transcript has a single exon. The coding region runs from base 1 to 516 and encodes 171 amino acids. NCBI's taxonomy places the organism in Eukaryota, Viridiplantae, Streptophyta, Magnoliopsida, Solanales, Solanaceae. Gene Ontology annotation, molecular function: protein phosphatase 1 binding; protein phosphatase regulator activity. Gene Ontology annotation, cellular component: plasma membrane.